CAUGUUUACUGGACCUAAGCCCAUUAAGAAGGGGAUCAUAGUAUCAUAUUGUACACAACCGAACAUUUUCAAAAUAGCUCCAUAACGUAUCAACCUCUCCUUUAGAAGAAGAGAUAAGGUAUAGGAGUACCCUGACUCAUGGUUCCUCAAUGAUAAGGCAUUACAUCCUUUUAAAAUCUUUUUGUGGACAUGAUGCAUGUAAUGUCAUCAGCCACACCAUACGUUAGAAUCAAGAUACAUAUAUGCUUUUGUCCGUUAGAUGGCAACUAGUACUAUAUAUACCUAUACAUCAAUAGGCACUAAAAUCACUCAUUGGAUUCUAGAAGUCCAUUCCUAACUACUACUAAGAGAAGAGCAGCAAAUUAUUUAAAUGGCGUCCGUCUCCUCCUCCGCUGUUGCCACCGUCAACCGAUCCACCACUGCCCAAGCUAGCUUGGCGGCUCCAUUCACCGGUCUCAAGUCUAAUGUCGCUUUCCCAGUCACCAAGAAAGCUAACGACUUUUCCUCCCUCCCUAGCAAUGGUGGAAGGGUGCAAUGCAUGAAGGUUUGGCCACCAAUAGGGUUAAAGAAGUACGAGACCCUUUCAUACCUACCACCAUUGUCCGACGCCGCAUUGUCUAAGGAAAUCGACUAUCUUCUCCGCAACAAGUGGGUUCCUUGCUUGGAAUUCGAGUUGGAGCAUGGAUUUGUUUACCGUGAGCACCACCAUUCCCCCGGAUACUAUGAUGGACGCUACUGGACAAUGUGGAAGUUGCCUAUGUUCGGGUGCACAGACUCAGCCCAGGUCAUGAAGGAAGUUGAAGAGUGCAAGAAGGAGUACCCCAACGCUUUCAUCCGUGUUAUCGGAUUUGACAACGUUCGUCAAGUGCAAUGUAUCAGUUUCAUUGUUUCCAAGCCACCAGGCGUUCUGUAAGCACCAAAACCAAUCCUACGGUGCACCAAGAUUGACGAGUCUCUUCAAGACCAUAGGCUCUGUUGACUUAAACAAUGUGGAAUUGGCAUCA
Lactuca saligna is the source of this 1004-nucleotide messenger RNA. Lineage: Eukaryota; Viridiplantae; Streptophyta; Magnoliopsida; Asterales; Asteraceae. The record is from the annotation of a GenBank genome assembly.